Messenger RNA from Trypanosoma cruzi, 276 nucleotides. RefSeq lists its product as uncharacterized. The transcript has a single exon. NCBI's taxonomy places the organism in Eukaryota, Euglenozoa, Kinetoplastea, Trypanosomatida, Trypanosomatidae. The annotation marks the transcript as partial. The record is from RefSeq and is a predicted model, not a curated record.
CAGUUACGCGACUUCUCCGAGAGUUACACGGUGGAGGACGCGGAGAAGAUGGCGGCGCAGCAACGGGAGCAGGUCGAGGCGCGGAUCGCACAGCUGGAGGAGGAAAAGAGGGAGGCAAACGAACUCCGCCUAAAGUUUGACAAGGAGCUCGCGGGGUGGCGCACCGCACUUGCCGCCGCAAAGCGGGAGUUGCAAAAGGCGGAGAAGGCACGCAUGGCAGCGGAGAAGCAGUGCCGCGUCCAGCAAGAGAAGUCACGGCUGAAAGCAAAAACAUAA